AUGAAGUCAUUCACUCUUUUCAGUGCCGCGCUUGCCGCAUGCGCACAAACUGUCUCUGCCGCUGCCGCAGUCUAUGGAGCUGCAGAAGGUUUCGCCAAAGGUGUUACUGGUGGUGGUUCUGCAGCUGCUGUCUACCCUUCUACAACUGCCGAACUCGUUUCCUACUUGGGAGAUUCCUCUCCUCGUGUCAUUGUCCUCACCAAGACUUUCAACUUCAGAGGCACUGAGGGUACCACAACUGGAACUGGAUGUGCUCCAUGGGGUACUGCAGCAAACUGCCAACUGGCUAUUGAUGGAGCUGGUGGGUGGUGUGAAAACUAUCAGCCAAAUGCGCCAUCUGCCUCUGUCACCUAUGACAACGCCGGUGUUCUUGCUAUCAGCGUUGCUUCCGAUAAAACUUUGAUCGGUGAGGGCGCAACUGGUAUCAUCCAAGGAAAGGGUCUCCGCAUGGUUUCCGGCGCUAGUAACAUCAUCAUUCAAAACAUCAAGAUCGAGGAGAUCAACCCUAAAUACGUCUGGGGAGGUGACGCUAUCACCAUUAACGACGCUGAUAUGAUUUGGAUUGAUCGUGUUACAACUUACCACAUCGCUCGCCAACACAUCGUUCUCGGUACGCUCGCUUCCAACCGUAUCACUCUAUCCAACAACUAUAUCAACGGAGCUUCGGAUUACUCCGCAACUUGUGAUGGAUACCAUUACUGGGGAAUUUACCUUGAUGGAUCUAACGACUUGGUCACCAUGAAGGGUAACUACAUCUACCGCACUUCUGGUCGUGCCCCCAAGGUUCAAGGAAAUACCCUCCUCCACGCUGUUAACAACUACUGGUACGACAACUCCGGACACGCGUUCGAGAUUGGUUCCGGUGCCUAUGUUGUCGCAGAGGGCAACGUGUUCCAGAACAUCCCAGUCGUCGCAGAGUCCCCAAUUUCUGGUGAACUCUUCACUGCUCCAUCAACCGCCGCCAAUGCCGCUUGCUCCUCUUACCUCGGACACACUUGCCAGGUCAACGGCUUCGGUUCUUCUGGUACCUUCAGCUCCAGCACUAACUCUUUCUUCUCCGAUUUCUCAGGAAAGAACGUUGCUUCGGCUGCAGCUUACUCCACUGUUGUGUCCAGUGUUACCGCCACCGCUGGUUUCGGUUUGGUUUCCUACUAA
This is a messenger RNA of Sclerotinia borealis F-4128, 1155 nucleotides long. The record is from the annotation of a GenBank genome assembly. NCBI's taxonomy places the organism in Eukaryota, Fungi, Ascomycota, Leotiomycetes, Helotiales, Sclerotiniaceae.